Messenger RNA from Cutaneotrichosporon cavernicola, 453 nucleotides. RefSeq lists its product as uncharacterized. The record is from RefSeq and is a predicted model, not a curated record. The transcript has 4 exons. NCBI's taxonomy places the organism in Eukaryota, Fungi, Basidiomycota, Tremellomycetes, Trichosporonales, Trichosporonaceae. Bases 1 to 453 code for a protein of 150 amino acids.
AUGGCAGAGCAAGACGUGACAAAGUACAUGAAGGCCGAGAUCAAUGACUGCCUUCACACAGAGUCCGAAAUCAAAGAAGGCCAGGAUCUGUCCCCCAAGUGGUCGGCGGAAUAUUCCGAUGUGUACGAUGCUCGGAACCUGAAGGUUAAGACCUUCCGCCACCAGGCUCAAGUGUCCUCGGCAGCCAAGGAGCGCAAUGCCACCAGUUCCCGUCGUUUCAGUGAAGGUGAAAUUGAGCUUGGAACUCGGCUAGUUGCCCGUGAGCAGCUACAAGGUACCAUCUAUGUACCCACAUCGGCUAAGUUGUGGAAGCAGAUUCUGACUGUGCGACUCAAGCGGCUUGACGAACUUCUGGAAGGCGGCAUGAACCUCGACCUCCUUACAAACGAGGAAAUCGCCAAAGGCGUGGCUAGGGAGAAGUUGGUGGAGGAGCUGCUCGGCGAGGAGAAAUAG